Acanthosepion pharaonis is the source of this 1593-nucleotide messenger RNA. The record is from the annotation of a GenBank genome assembly. Lineage: Eukaryota; Metazoa; Mollusca; Cephalopoda; Sepiida; Sepiidae.
AUGGCUACUCGUAUCUAUCUAUCUAUCUAUCUAUCUAUGGCUGUUCCUAUGUAUUUAUGUGCGUAUCUAUUUAACUAUGGCUAUUCGUAUCUUUUUCUCUCUCAAUCUAUUUAUGGGUGUUCAUAUGUAUUUAUGGAUGUUCAUUAUCUAUCUAUCUAUCUAUCUAUCUAUCUAUCUAUGGAUUUUCCUCUUGACUAUUCAUGGACACCCCAUAGACCGAACGCUAGCAUUUUCAAGAUUUUCAAACUCACCGCUUCUCGCUUCCCAUUUUCCUUUCCACCCCGUCCUUGCCCUUCUUUGUUAUCCCUUGCGUUUCUCUCGUUUUUCUCUCUCAUCUCAAUUUCUCUUUCUUCCUUUUACCCACUCUUUGUUUCUUUCUUUUUAUUUCCCAGCCCGUAUUCUCAUUUGCUAUUCUCUCCUCUCCUCUUCGUCUGCUUUCAGCUUCUCUUAUCUUUUUCUUUAGUCUUUCUACUUCGCAUUUUCUUUUCUUUUUAUUAUUAUUAUUAUUAUUUUUUUACGACCCUACCACUUUCCGAUUCAACUCAUGCUUCCCUCCAAACAUGGUCGUUUCUUGAUUUUUUUUCUAGAAGGGCCCCUUCUAUUUUCUCUCUUUUCUUUUUUUGGGGUGGCGUGAAGGUGGGUUCAUCAUCAACAGUACCUCCCCUCCCAUACAACCACCAACCACCGCAGCCUCUUUCACCACCAACACCAUCCAUAGCCAACCCACCUCAAACUAUAAACGCCAUUGACUUCAUAUCGUCUGAAUCUUUGAUUCCAGAGAAAUGGUGGCACCACAAGCGAUUUCCAUUAUUUAACAGCACCAAGGGCAGUUCAACUAUUUUGUCUCAUACCCCGAAUAAAACGACGUUCGUGUCAAUCGCAUCCGAGCAAGUCAUUUCCGUGUUCAUUAAAAGUGCUUCUGUUAUAUUAUAUCCAUUGUACUUUCUAUCUUUCUAUCUUUCUUUCUUUCUUUCUAUCUUUCUUUCUUUCUUUCUAUCUUUCUUUCUUUCUUUCUAUCUUUCUUUCUAUCUUUCUAUCUUUCUUUCUUUCUUUCUUCUUUCUUUCUUUCUUUCUUUCUUUCUUUCGUGCUUUCUUUCUUUAUUUCUUUUUCUUUCUUUCUUUCUUUCUUUCUUUCUUUCUUUCUUUCUUUCUUUCUAUCUUUCUUUCUUUUUCUUUCUUUCUAUCUUUCUUUCUUUCUUUCUUUCUUUCUUUCUAUCUUUCUAUCUUUCUUUCUUUCUUUCUUUCUUUCUUUCUAUCUUUCUUUCUUUCUUUCUAUCUUUCUUUCUUUCUUUCUUUCUUUCUAUCUUUCUUUCUUUCUUUCUUUCUUUCUUUCUUUCUUUCUUUCUUUCUUUUUUUUUUCUUUCUAUCUUUCUUUCUUUCUAUCUUUCUAUCUUUCUUUCUUUCUUUCUAUCUUUAUUUCUUUCUUUCUUUCUUUCUUUCUUUCUUUCUUUCUUUCUUUCUUUCUUUCUUUCUUUAUUUUGCAUUCAAUCUAUCUAUCUAUCUAUCUAUCUAUCUAUCUAUCUAUCUAUCUAUCUAUCUAUCUAUUUCAAUUUCUUUCUUUCUUUCUUUUUUACUUUCUUUUACCGUUUGUAG